GCGUUUUUUAGGAGCAGUUCGGGUUAUCUUCCCAAAAUGACAAUUAACGAUGUACACUGGGUUCUAUGUUGCUGCCCUUCAAGCAUAAGGGAAAAAUAGUUCAAAUUGUACGUUUCGAGCUACAUCGACAAUUACAAAGGGCGGGGGUGCUGUGUGCGUACGUAGCCAAUCAGAACCUGAGCUCCCAGCUGAAACACAUGAGGAAGCUGGUCAACAGCAACCUGAGAGACCUGCAGACAUUUGCCAAUGACACGCCAACGCAAGUUGACUACCUAAUAUCACAGUACACCACCGCCAAGAACAAAGUAAUCUACGACCUAGACAAUGUAGGCCCGCUCCUGGGUGGAAGGAUACAUGACCAGUUGGGGAAGGAGGUCCGCCCUGCUUUGGACAGAGCGCUCCACAUGGCUGGAGCCAUGCGGGACACUAAGGAGGCUCUGGAGAGUGCAAGCGUGUCUCUGGAGGUGCUCCAGGAGGGGGGUGCGAGGCUGCAGGCCAACCUCAGCCAGGUGCGCUCUGCCCUGGCGCGCACCCUGGCCGACCCGGGCUGCCAGGACGAGGACGGAGACGCCACCAGCGCCAUGCUCUGCCGCAGCAUCAACGCCUCGCUGGCACAGAUCCACCUCAGCGCCAACUUCACACGGUUAUCGGAUGUGACCCUUGAACUUGCUGGCAUAAAUGACCUGUUGAAAACGGACCUCGGCGACAUAGUGCAGAAGGGCUACUCCUCCUUCAACAACACCCCGGGCCUGGUGACCGAGCAGACCAGGAACAUUAUAGACGGAGUGCGGGGCAUGCUGGAUGGGAUAGGCAGUAACAUCACCAGCUUUUCCAAGCUGUUCCCAGUGCAGAGUUCCCUGGCCAACUUCACCAUGUUUAUCAGCCACACCCACUCCAGGAUAGAGGACUACUUCCCUGAGGUCGACCAGAUGGACUUCUACAGGUGGAUCUGCUGUAUUGCGCUGUGCUGCAUGGUGGUCCUCAUCCUGACCUUCAGCUACCUGGGGCUGCUGUGCGGCACCCUGGGAUACGACAAACACGCCUCGCCCACCACGCGAGGCUGCAUCUCCAACACAGGGGGAACGCUGCUCAUGGCAGGUGUUGGCUUCAGCUUCCUGUUCUCCUGGGUGCUCAUGGGAGUGGUGACGGUCUCCUUCCUGGUGGGGGGGAACUCAGAGAAGCUGCUGUGUGAACCCUUCCACACCAAGCAGCUGUUCAAGGUGCUGGACACCCCCUACCUGGUGAACCAGGACUGGAGGAACUUCAUCCCAGGGUACAUGUACAACGACUCAGAUCUGGACCUGACGGUGGAGAGUCUCUACAGUAAUUGUAAGGAGAGCAAAGGUAUUUACUCAGCAAUGCGCUUGGAUAAAGUCUUCAACAUCACCACCUUCCUAAACUCUACUAUGUACACCAAGGAUGUGUCGCGCAUGUUUGACAGCGUGAAGGUGGACCUGCGAGACAUCGUGCUGCUGGAGCCCGAGGGCAGGCAGAACCUGCUGGGGUUCAUAGAGACGGGCGUGGGAGACAUCAACUAUGCUGCAUACCUGGAGGAGGUGAAUAAGGGCGUGACCCAGGUGGAUCUACUUUCCUACGCUAACGAGCUGGAGGCCCAGACAGACCUGAUGCCCAGGGGUCUCCUGCAGACUUCUAUAAAGCGCCACGCCAACACUCUCCGCCAGCUUCACAGUCAGCACGUGCUCCCUAUGGAGCAGGCCAUGAGUUCGUUGAACCAGAGUAUCAGGAUGCUAGAGAGGACUGCCUCUGACCUGCCGAACAAAAUCAAUGUUGUGCUGUCAGCCAUUGAAGCAGCCCAGUAUCUCAUCUCCCAGAAUGCAACACGUGUUGUCAAUGAGGAAACUGAGAAAUAUAAGGACAUUAUUGUAGGCUACUUCAGUCAGUACAUAGAGUGGGUAAAGGCUUCGCUGGCUAUGGAGGUGGCGGGCUGCAAGCCCUUCAGCAACGUCGUGGACACGGUCGAGAUCAUCGCCUGCAGCGUCCUGCUGGAUUCCAUGAACGCGUUCUGGUUUGGCCUGGGCUGCAGCUGUUUGUUCCUGGUUCCCAGCAUGAUCCUCUCGGUCAAGCUGUCCAAGUUCUACCGCAGGAUGGACACUGAGGACGUUUACGACGACAUUGAGACAAUUCCUAUGAAAACUAUGGAAAUAGGUAAUAAUGGUUAUCAUAAUGACCGUUUGCAAGGUGUCCAUAACCCAGUAAUGACAAGCCUCCCUGCCUAUGACACUAUGACUAGGUUUCCACGGGCAUCCGCCCCCCCCCGGCACAUCGACUGGUGAAAGUGAAGGAUUUUCCCGCCCGGAAAGUGCCAUCAAAAACUGGAACUGAAACAUUGGAUUGAUAUCCAUACCCUGCCCUUGGACAAGACAAAGCACUCAUUAAAAAGAGGUCUUUGCUACUGAAGAAACCCAUAUGAGAAUCUGAUGCGUCUGGUCUGCGCGCCCCCGGCCAUCCUCCACCUUCUCCAACUCCCCGCGUCCUCUGAACAUAACCAGCUCCAUCUCAGAGGGGCGUCCUGUCGGACACAGUUUGGUUACCAGCCCUCGCUCCCUUAUUUCCUGAGUACAGAAGGCUCCUCAGAACCACGCCAGUCCUCAACACCCGCGCCUACAUCUGUUAACCUCUCACACCAAGCAGGGGCCAAGUUCACUGGGAGGACAUAGUCAUCAUUUACCCGGCUGUUGUUGCUUAAAAACAUGCAUAAAAAGAAAGAAAAAAAACUUUUGUACUUCUUAGUGUUUUGUAAAUUAUAGCUGAAACAUCUUUGUAACGUGUGGAGCUGCUAAAAGGGUAUUGCUAUUUUUUGCUCUUCGCAAAGAUUUGUAAUAACUUUGAGAAAAAUAGCUGUUUGGUUCGUACCAUGGGAAAUGGACAGUUAAAAAAAAAAUGGGUGGCUUGAGAACAAUAUUGACGUUUGUAUGUUUGCAACAGACAGUCAGAGGUGGUGUAGGUUGAAGCACGCUGGAAGGCCUUUAAGGCUGACCUGGUUUCACUACAGCAUGUUGUCUGACAUCCACCUUGGGAGGUGUGUAACUAGUUUAACCUUUAUACACCUUGGCACAAAUAUCAGGACUAUAGAACACUGCUUAGUUGAUUUUGUUGAUUAACAGUCAUGCAAGCUACCAUGUUGACUACUAACACGGCAUGUUAAUCGAUAUCUUUUGGGCUAUUGUAGAGUUCAGACGCAAAUGGAGAACUGCUAUUUGAAGCCAAAUUCAAUUUUUAAUGUAGUUCUCAGGUUAUAGUUGGGUCAUAUGCAUAACUUAUCGCUUCAAAGUUGUUUUUAAUUUGUUUUUAUUAUCCCAAAAUAGCUUCAACAUUGAUGCAUCUGAAUCUGUAAAGUAUUGAAUGGAUGAAUGUAUUGUGGGGGGUAUUUGUAUAUAAGAGGUGUAUUGUUAAUUGUGUGAGGCGGAAAGGCUGGUCUAGGCCGUGCUGAACUCAAACAUUGUAAAAUCCAUUCAAAUACUAUCACCAUCUGUUACUUGUUUACAGACAUGAUGUUCUUUCCCUGCUGUUUGCAUAGAAAAUAAUAAAUGAAAUAGACGACUUAACCAGA
Molecule: messenger RNA, 3571 nt
Organism: Hypomesus transpacificus
Lineage: Eukaryota; Metazoa; Chordata; Actinopteri; Osmeriformes; Osmeridae
Gene: prom1a
Product: prominin 1a
Exons: 25
Coding region: 66-2294 (742 amino acids)
Cellular component (GO): cilium; prominosome; microvillus
Molecular function (GO): cholesterol binding
Source: RefSeq, a predicted model, not a curated record